Heterocephalus glaber (naked mole-rat) is the source of this 1984-nucleotide messenger RNA. It is a transcript of the gene Ascl1, whose product is annotated as achaete-scute family bHLH transcription factor 1. Lineage: Eukaryota; Metazoa; Chordata; Mammalia; Rodentia; Bathyergidae. Gene Ontology annotation, biological process: positive regulation of transcription by RNA polymerase II; neuron differentiation; sensory organ development. Gene Ontology annotation, cellular component: RNA polymerase II transcription regulator complex. Gene Ontology annotation, molecular function: DNA-binding transcription factor activity, RNA polymerase II-specific; RNA polymerase II transcription regulatory region sequence-specific DNA binding; protein dimerization activity. The record is from RefSeq and is a predicted model, not a curated record.
GGCGGCGCGCUGGCGCGGGCUGCGCCCCCUCUCCGGGAAGCCUCCCGGGGCUCGGGCGGGCUCUGAAAACUCCCCGGCUCCCUCCCGGCGCUCCCUUCUGCUCUCGCCUCCGCGGCCACCCCCGCUCCACCGCGUCCCCGGCGCCAUGGAGAGCUCGGCCCCGAGGGAGGGCGCCGGCGCCGGCCCGCAGCCCCCGGCGCAGCCCUUCCUGCCGCCCGCCGCCUGCUUCUUCGCCGCGGCCGCCUCGCAGGGCACGCAGCCCCCACCGCUGAGCCCGGCGGCCGACGGCCAGCCCGCGGGGGGCGGCCACAAGUCGGCGCCCAAGCAGGCCAAGCGCCAGCGCUCGUCCUCGCCCGAGCUGAUGCGCUGCAAACGCCGGCUCAACUUCAGCGGCUUCGGCUACAGCCUGCCGCAGCAGCAGCCGGCCGCCGUGGCGCGCCGCAAUGAGCGCGAGCGCAACCGCGUCAAGCUGGUGAACCUGGGCUUCGCCACGCUGCGCGAGCACGUCCCCAACGGCGCGGCCAACAAGAAGAUGAGCAAGGUGGAGACGUUGCGCUCGGCCGUCGAGUACAUCCGCGCGCUGCAGCAGCUGCUGGACGAGCACGACGCCGUGAGCGCCGCCUUCCAGGCGGGCGUGCUGUCGCCCACCAUCUCGCCCGGCUACUCCAACGACAUGAACUCCAUGGCCGGCUCGCCGGUCUCGUCCUACUCGUCCGACGAGGGCUCGUACGACCCGCUCAGCCCGGAGGAGCAAGAGCUGCUGGAUUUCACCAACUGGUUCUGAGGCGCUCGGCCGCGCGGGCCCGGGGCGGAGGGACUUCGCCGGCAGGGUGAACCGCACAACCCGUACCUUUAGUGCUUUUCUUGGCGAUGUUGGGAGGGAGCGAAAGAAAGAAAAAUAAAUAAAUAAAGGAAGAAAACACAUAUACACAAAAACAAAAGCAGCAGGCAACCGACCCCGGGCCCACUCAUCCACGCACGCCUGCGAGGCGAGGCGCUCGGAAAAUAAGGGUGUGCUCCGAGUCGCGUCUGGCAGUGCAAGUCAUCACCGGGAUGCAGAGAGCGGCGGGUGCCGAGUCUGCGCACAAGGAGGCUGCUGGCCUGGGCUGGGGUCUCUGGCGACCCGAGCAGCCCACGCCCCCAGAAACUCCCACCUACUGCCGCGAGGCCGGGCUGGGGCGGCAGCUCGGUGCGUUGCCUUCACCCCGCGCCCUCUCAAAGCAAGCGCAGGGCUCAGCCCUCUAGAAAUGGGUUGGUGCCUUUUCAUCCGGGUAACCCAGCCCAGUGCAGCUGUGGACCUUCGUCUGCAGUAAAACUAGGCCCCACUCAGACCCUGGAACCCCUCCGAGGACCCCCCCUCCCCAGACCCACCCUAUCUCUCCCACCAUCUUUUCUACUGUUUUCAUCAUAGAAUGCUUCCAAUCUUUUGUGAAUUUUUUUUAUUAUAAGAAAAAUCUAUUUGUAUCUAUCCUAACCAGUUUGGGGAUAUAUUAAGAUAUUUUUGUACAUAAGAGAGAAAGAGAGAGAAAAAAAUUUAUAGAAGUUUUGUACAAAUGGUUUAAAAUGUGUAUAUCUUGAUACUUUAACAUGUAAUGCUAUUACCUCUGCAUAUUCUAGCUGUGUAGUUCACCUUACAACUGCUGUUUCCCCUAUGUGGUUUUUGUAAAGAACUCUCCCCAUAGGUGAGAUCAGAAUACUGCCAGAUGUACUUCAGCACCAAUGUGUCUUACUUUAUAGAAACGUUGCUAAUGUAUUAAUGAUGUUAUUAAAUCCUGUUCACGAAGAACAAAGUUUAUUCAGCUACUGUCCAAACGAAAAAGUGGCAGCCAGAUGGUUUUGAUAGGGUUGCCUUUUGGAAAUUUCUACCACUGCCUUUUUUUUUUCUUACUGUUUUAUUACAAACUUACAAAAACGUGUAUAACCCUGUUUUAUACAAACUAGUUUCGUAAUAAAACUUUUUUCCUUUUUUAAAAAGUGAAAAUAA